Molecule: messenger RNA, 412 nt
Organism: Hydractinia symbiolongicarpus
Lineage: Eukaryota; Metazoa; Cnidaria; Hydrozoa; Anthoathecata; Hydractiniidae
Product: 60S ribosomal protein L37a-like
Exons: 4
Coding region: 96-374 (92 amino acids)
Biological process (GO): translation
Cellular component (GO): ribosome
Molecular function (GO): structural constituent of ribosome
Source: RefSeq, a predicted model, not a curated record
UUUGCUUCUCUACCCAGUCUCUAUCUAGGGCGAAAAGUAUAAAGACCCGGGCACGAAUUUGAAAGUUUCUUUCUCCUCUUGCAGCCAAAACAAAAAUGGCAAAACGAACAAGAAAAGUAGGCAUAACUGGUAAAUAUGGAACCAGGUAUGGUGCCUCGUUAAGAAAAAUGGCAAAGAAAAUUGAAGUUAGUCAGCAUGCCAAAUAUACUUGCCAAUUUUGUGGAAAGGAUGCCAUGAAACGAACUGUUGUUGGUAUCUGGAAAUGCAAAGGAUGUCGUAAAACUAUAGCUGGUGGUGCAUGGGCACCAAGCACAUCUGCCGCAAUCACUGUGAGAUCUGCCAUUCGUCGUUUAAGAGAAAUGCAAGAUAUGUAAUUUUACGUUUGUGAAAUAUUUAUUUAUUCCACAUCAAA